Molecule: messenger RNA, 2570 nt
Organism: Aphanomyces invadans
Lineage: Eukaryota; Oomycota; Saprolegniomycetes; Saprolegniales; Verrucalvaceae
Exons: 1
Coding region: 1-2469 (822 amino acids)
Cellular component (GO): plasma membrane
Molecular function (GO): calcium-activated cation channel activity
Source: RefSeq, a predicted model, not a curated record
AUGACGACCUUGAAUGGCACGGCGAAUGGAACGACCGUGGAAACGAUCCAAGCAGGCAAUGUCACGGUCAAGUUUGUCGUGGAUUCAAAUCCCGACCAGGCCGUGAUGGACUCGAUCAUGAUUUACUACACGUUCUUUGCCUUUGCAUUUGUCCUGUUUGAAGUGGUCCAGCGCCGGUUUCCAUCGCAUUUUGCAUGCCGCGCUGUCCAUGCCGACACGUCGUGUCCGACGGCGGCCCAGUCGUACGGCGUCUUUGGAUGGAUCCCGGCCGUGUGGCAAGUGUCCGACGACGAGAUCAUCCAGCACUGCGGACUGGACGCCCUCUGUUUCUUGCGGCUCCUGCGGCUCGGCCGCAACAUCGCGGCGGCAUCCAUGGCCAUUUCGUGCAUCCUCAUCCCAGUGUAUGCCACGGCAUUGAAACCUCCGACCGGCGACACCGCACACGACUGGAUCACGCGCAUGGCCAUGGCCAACAUGAAUGUCGCGAUGGAUCCGCACCGCCUGUGGGCAUCCGCCGUCGCCGGUGUUGUGAUCACGUUUUGGACCAUGUUUCUCUUGGUGCGCGAAUGGAAGGUGUACGUUGUCCGACGGCAUGCGUUCUUGAGCCAAAACACGUUGCAACAGCACACGGUUGUCAUGAACGAUUUACCAUUGCAUCUCUGCACUCGCGACUCGCUCGAGACGUAUCUCGAGGCGCUAUUCCCGGGUCAAGUCCAAUCUGUUCACGUCGCACUGGAAUGCAAAGACCUUGAAGCCAAGAUUGCCAAGCGCCUGGACACACUGAACCUUCUGGAACGGGCGCUCGUUGUCGACUUAAAAUGCCGCGAAAACCCGUACCACCGGCGUAAUAAGGUGAAAACCGCGACGGGCAACGUCGUGGACGCGAUUCCGCAUUUCACAGCCGACUUGGCGCGACUCAAUUACGAGAUUCGCCGCGACAUUGACGCGCUGCAUGCCAAAGAAGACGCGCCACGCGACAGCGACGUCGACGUGACCGCUCCCGAUGACAUCAAACACGCCAAAGUCUUUCGUCCCACCGCCCUUGUGACAUUUCGAUCGCAUCAAGCGACCCAAUGUGCACUGCAAAUGCUCCAAACUAGCAACCCCGCAGAGUUUAGCAUCAUUCCGGCGCCUCAUCCGUCCGACAUGAUUUGGGCAAACCUCGGCCAGAACCUGCACGUGCGCAACUCGAAGCAGCUCGUGUGUACUUUAGUCACGGUCGUCGUGAUCGUGAUGUGGUCGACGCUGACGCUGACGAUGACGUCGCUGGCCAACGUCGAGAAUUGGCGGAAAGACUGGGAUUGGAUCAAUGAGUUGCUGACAGACUACCCGAGCCUCGUCCCGAUCUUCAAGCAAUUAUCGCCGCUCGGGUUGGUCUUGCUCAGCAUCGUGGCGCCGUAUGUGUUUUCGUUCAUAAGUUACUUCGAAGGCCAUGCGUCGCGGUCUGAAACCGAGUCGGCCGUGUUCACCAAGCUUCUCGUGUUUCAGUUCUACCAAACGUUUGUGGUGACGUUGUUUGGGGCGUCCCUGGCGGACUCUUUGCCGGAGAUGGUCGAGAAGCCUGUCCUUGUCGUGUACAUUUUGUCCCAGGCCGUGCCGAAGCAAGCGAGUUUGUACAUGAGCUACCUCAUUAUCCAGACGGGUCUAUCCCUUAUCGUCAAGCUGUAUCGGAUGGUCGCGAUCACGUGCGGCUGGGUUUACAAACUGUGCGCGCCCAAGCUGACGCCACGCGAGCGCCGAUCGCCCUGGCUGGGCCUCACGCCGUCGUACGUGGCCGAAGUGUGCGAUCAAAGCUACCAGUUACCCAACUUUUUUCUCGGGAUCUUGCUUGUUUUGGUCUUCUGUCCCAUCACGCCGCUCCUGAGUUGGUUUGGUGGCGUCUUCUUUGUUGCGGCCGACAUUGUUUACCGCCGCCUGUUCCUGUUCGUCUUUUCGCCCGCGCCGUUCACGACCGGUGUGUACUGGCCGAAAAUGUACAUGUUUAUCGUGCGUGCCAUGUACGUGGCCCAGAUCGUGCUGAUUGGGAUGUUGUGGCUACGCGUCAAGGUCGCCAACGAUGCCAACGUACCGCUGAACCCCGAAAACAUUGUCGUCCCGGCCGCUGUUCAAAACACGUACUGGUACGCGAUGAUGCCGACGCUCGUGGCCACUGCACUGCCCGUCAUUACAUGGAUCAUGGACGUGCACAUCCAAGCGCUGUACCCUCGUGGCGCCAUGUUUUUGCCGCUCGUCGACUGUGUGCGCCUAGAUGCUGACGUGGCGCCAACCCACCCACGACGAAGCCAAGAAAGUGUCCUCACGACGUCCACCGAGGCCAAACAUGGUCGUCGCACCUUGUUCAGUGACGACAUUGCGUACCUCCAGCCAGCCCUGCUCGAGUCGGAUCCGUUGGAGCCCGACAUCGAUGAGUCCAAAGUCGGGUUCAUUGGGGCAGGCGAUUAUGUCGAGCUCAAGGACGUGGAUGCGUAACGAAUGGUCGGUGCGGGCUUUCGUUGUGACAAGGUCGAGUUGUUGUUGAACUGCAUGUAACUCGACGUUAAGCUGCUUUCAACGAAUGCACUUCUUUCCUC